This is a messenger RNA of Danaus plexippus (monarch butterfly), 4822 nucleotides long. RefSeq names its product synapsin (gene Syn). Gene Ontology annotation, biological process: neurotransmitter secretion. The transcript is spliced from 15 exons. Bases 481 to 2064 code for a protein of 527 amino acids. NCBI's taxonomy places the organism in Eukaryota, Metazoa, Arthropoda, Insecta, Lepidoptera, Nymphalidae. Gene Ontology annotation, cellular component: synaptic vesicle membrane; synaptic vesicle. The record is from RefSeq and is a predicted model, not a curated record. Gene Ontology annotation, molecular function: metal ion binding; ATP binding.
CUGAUUUUCACCACAGUCUCACACAAGGCACCCCCAUUUACAAUAAUUUCCCUACCCGUUAAAACGCGUCCCGUGCUCCACAAUCUUCACUGCCGGAUUUAUCAUUGCUAUCUAAUACGAUCUGCAUUUCCUUGGUCGCCGUCGUGUCGUGCUAUCAAUUCCCGUAACAUAGAAUAUUAAACUUGCGGGCGAUAUUCCCGAGGGGCGGUCAAAAUAGAUCGUUCGGGGUGUCCUGGAAUCUGUGGCCCGCAGGCCGCGACCACAUCAACCCUGUCUUUCUCAAGCUUCCGAAAUUCAUUCACCUCCAAUGUCAAUUACCUGAAAAGAAGCUCAGCGGAGGCGUUACGCAGAUUCAGCUCGGGGGACCUGCAGUCGGAGUGCGAUGAGGGAGAAGUGGAUCCUUACACAGGCCGCCCGGCCACAACGAGCCAGCCCAAGCCGCAGGCUCAGAGGCCGGCCUCCCAGGUUACGGGAGGCAGUAUGGGUAGCGGUGCGCCGCCAGCGCCUAGCUCUGGCACCGCUUCAGCCGGUGGUUCAGAUUUAUCUUUGAACCUUCGCGGUGGCUCACGAGGAACCUCAGCACCCUCCUCUCCAGCGAAGUCUCGUGAAUCGCUGCUGCAGCGUGUACAAUCUUUAACCGGCGCUGCCCGAGAUCAAGGAGCCAAUUUAUUAGGGAGCGUGACAUCAGUAGCGUCAGUUGGCCGUGGUUACAACAGGGACCGAUGUGUGACACUGCUGGUUGUGGAUGACCAGAAUACUGACUGGUCCAAAUAUUUCCGUGGGCGACGACUACCAGGGGAAUGGGACAUCCGCGUUGAACAGGCUGAAUUCAGGGAAUUGUCGGUGACAGCAAGUUCUGAUGGGGCGAAUGUUUCUAUGGCCGUAUAUCGCAGCGGAACCAAAGUAACCCGUUGUUUCAAACCCGAGUUCGUCCUGGUUCGUCAGAAUGUUCGAGACGCCGGUGCUGAUCACAGAGCUCUGCUGCUCGGACUUAAAUUCGGGGGAGUGCCUUCUGUUAACAGCCUUAACUCUAUUUAUCACUUCCAGGAUCGGCCUUGGGUGUUUGGUCACCUUCUUCAACUGCAGCGUCGCCUCGGCAGAGAGAACUUCCCUCUCAUCGAACAAACUUACUACCACAAUCACACCGAUAUGGUAUCAGCACCGAAGUUCCCGGUGGUUAUAAAGAUUGGGCAUGCACACAGCGGCGUUGCCAAGGUGAAAGUUGAGACUUUGGCCGACUUCCAGGAUAUAGCCGGAGUGGUAGCCAUGUUGGGAACGUAUUGCACUGUUGAGCCAUACAUCGACGCCAAGUAUGACAUUCACAUUCAGAAAAUUGGAACAAACUAUAAAGCCUUCAUGCGCAAGUCUAUAUCUGGCAACUGGAAGACCAAUCAGGGCUCGGCUAUGCUGGAAGCUAUUGGCAUGAAUGAUAGAUACAAGAUGUGGAUAGAUGAGGUGAGCGAGAUCUUUGGCGGCCUAGAAGUUUGCGCUCUUGAACUAGUAGUCGGCAAGGAUGGACGUGAGCACAUCAUUGAGCUGAACGACUCCGCGACAUCAUUCAUGGGCGAUUCUCAGGAAGAAGAUCGCAGACAUCUUGCUGAACUUGUCUUCCAACGGAUGCAGGCUGUAUGCCGUCCUGGUAUAACCAAAACGGCAUCUCGCAGUUCCGUGUCCGGCAGCGGCGCGGCGUCUCCCGAGGAGCGUUCAGUUAGCGGCCCGCCGUCAGUGCCUCCUCCCGCUCCACUCGCCACCGCGGCCAGCAUCGACCGCCCACUGCCGCCCAUACCCGCGGAGCCAACUCAACCACCACCACCCCCGCUCACACGGAGAGAUUCACAAGUUUCCCAAUCAUCAACGGUAUCGUCUGCGUCGGCGGCUCCUAGUACGACCAGCUCAGCGGCGGGAGCUGCGACGGGAACUGCAGCUCCCGCGGGUGCAGGUGGUACGCCCUCCCGCGGAGGCUUCGCCCGACAGGGCUCUCUUAGCGCCGCACUAACAGAAGACGCGGAAGACACCAUGAAGAACCUUCGUAAGACCUUCGCCGGUAUCUUCGGAGACAUGUAACCAAAAAACAUUAAAAGCUCUCAUUGAUAUUACCAAUUGACCCUUUGUCAAACUAAAGUGGACCUGUCAAACGUCAGUUUUUUUUUAUUCGAUGAACGAUCUAGUUAGCAGGGAGAUUAGUUAAAAUUACUUUAUGAUAUAAGUAGUCCAGCCGUCAUGUAUUGAAAGCAUACGUAUAAGUACAUGGCUACCAUCAAAUAAAUUUUAAACAAAUAUUAAAAUAUAUAUAAAAAUUGUUAUAUGUCAUGAAGUAAUUUUAGGAAAGUUUUAUUUCGAUCAUAGGAUAUUUAUAUUAACAUUAAUUGCAUCAUAAAAUGUAAUAAACCACGUUAUCAUUUUUAUUAACACAAAGUUAAAAGUGAAAUGAAUCCUAUAAAUAAACAGAGAUUUACCUAAAAAAAUCAAAACCAUUAAGAAGGAGUCACUGCUUCGUUUCAUGUGUUAAAUUAAAAAAAAAUCAAAACGAAAUCCAACGAAUGCAUUUCUAAAUGCUUGCCAUAAAAUCUUGAUCUAUAUACACAAACAAACUGUCAUAAGAGAUACUUUGUAUUAGACAUUUAAAUAAUAAAAGCCAACAAUCCGUUAUAAUUUUUUCAUAAACCAUUAAAACACGACUGGUUUUAAUAGACGUGGACUUGAGAUCAUACAACAGAAACUAAGAAUAGUAUUAAUAUAAUAUAAAGAUAGAUUUUUUACAAUAAGUUUGUUAUAAAAAUAUAAAUCAACUGAGCUACAUUGUGAUCGAUUCCGUUCGUGCGCGAGUUGCGUCUCGUUAUAAAACUUUAGAAACUUCCACCGUAGUAACUAUUUUAUAAACUAACUUCGAUAUUAGCUUCACCUUUCUAUAUGACAUGAGUUCUUCGUUCUAUCGCUAUAAGAUAUUGUACGGAUCAAGGAUGAUUGGAAUUCAUUAAAAACAAAUGUCCUACGUUUUUGUAACAAAAAGACAAACAUUUUAGAUUGGAAAGUUGGUAUGAAAUCUGUUUUAUGGAAAGGAAUCGAAAUCGAAUGUCGUGUCUUAGUAGCGAAGUACUUUGCUGAAGACGCAAAGGUCUCAGGAUUCGUUCGCAACGGUGUGUAAGUAAUGUUAUUGAAGACAAUAUUGUUGAAUGCAAAAUAUAUUCCACAUUUUAUAUAUCUUAUUGCUAGUUCGUAUCUUGUAGUCGUAAGGUUAGUCAUGUUGUAUUCGAGUGUUCUUCACGCAAUAUCUUUAUAACGUAGGCUUAGUCUAAUGUGUUUAACCCUUUACUUACAUAAAACAGUAUGCUUAGUCUAAGUUUUGCUUCGUUACGCUACAUACGGAGCGUUGCUCGUUUUUUAUUCAAUAACCUACGUUUAUAGUAUAAUGUGCGAAUAUAUAUGAAUAAAUAACUGUUAAUAAUAUACAAAUUUUAACUGAGUAUACUGUUUGAUUCUUACUCUGAUAAAUUGUUCCUUUCAUUUAUAUACAUUUUAACGGGACCUCCUUAAUUAUAAAAACGGAGUUAGGAACUGAAAUCGUGAUUAAUACGGCAAAAUGGAUUGUUAUACAACGCUAUAUGGUUAUACGCUGCGCUUUUCAAUGAUACACAAUAAGUUAAAGAAAGCUUUUUUUUUAUAUUUUUAUUCAAAGUAGUACUUCAUUAUUCCUAAUACAUUUUAUGUGUUAUCCCAGUUGCGAUAGUUUAUAAAUAUUUUGUAACAUUCUCAUUAACUUGAACGUGUAUUUCAAUGCCACACAGUGUGUCAUAUACAAUAUCGUGUCUUAUUUCAAAAACAUAUUCAGAACUACAUUGCUGAAGUCACUCACGUCAUAUUAUUGAUUUUCAGAUAAACGGUAUUUUACAACGAAAUCGUUUCAAAAGGGUGAUAUAAAAUGAGAUACGCUAGUUCAUACAAUUUUAUUACAUUAAUAAAAAGAGAAGUAGCUUGUAAUAUUUUUUCAUUUUCAUUAAAUUUAAAAGCCACCUAAAUUUCCCGAAAAUGCAUAUUUUCGUGCGGACUAAUGCCUUGCAUUGUUAUAGUUUUGACAUUUUUCGUCAAAAUAGUGACAAUCAGGUACAAAUAACUAUCUAAGCAUUUAUAGCUUUCAAAGUGGCAUUCAUUAAGGGCAAUUACUUACAUUUCUAAACAUAACUAACUCUUCGUAAUGGACAACCUAAUCGAAUAUUCUUAGAUAGAAUUUAUAUGCACUUGUAGGAAAAUUUUUUGACACAAAUUGUUUAGCUCAUAAUGAAUAAGUGUCUAUGAAAUGCGCAAUUAGAUGACUAUAAUUAUAUCGAUAUCACGAUACGUUAUUAAACGGUUGAGUUUAAUGAGUUGUUAAUGAUAAUUUUAUAUUAGAUUGUUCUGCGUUUACUAUUAGAAUUAUAAUAAACACUAAAUAUAAUGCUGUUGUUGUUGUUGCUAAACAAGUUAUACAAUGUCUACUCAUAUGGAAAUGCUCUGAAGAUUGAUCACGAUAAAAUCAUUGUCGGCAAAAUAGGCAAUACAAUACUUCCUUGAUUUUAUCGUGGCUCGAUCUCAGUUUAAUUACAACAGACAUGGUCGUCACCGAUUAAACUUUACUUGAUUUUCUCAACUAAAUUCCAUAUUUCUUAGUUUGAUAUUAAAUACAAAUGUCAUAGUUAUGACAGAAGAGCAAUAACCUUUUGUUAAGUAUAAAAGUGACAUCCAUGUCUUUUGAAAUAUAAUAUCAUAAUGGAAUUUGAAUGCAUGUUAAUCUAUACUAUAAUAAAUAUAUAAUUAAUAAAUACCUCUUUUGGUAAGUCGGUAAUGA